Anopheles funestus (African malaria mosquito) is the source of this 2291-nucleotide messenger RNA. RefSeq names its product insulin-like growth factor-binding protein complex acid labile subunit. Gene Ontology annotation, molecular function: protein binding. The coding region runs from base 343 to 2055 and encodes 570 amino acids. NCBI's taxonomy places the organism in Eukaryota, Metazoa, Arthropoda, Insecta, Diptera, Culicidae. The record is from RefSeq and is a predicted model, not a curated record. The transcript has 2 exons.
CUGAUAACGAUCGCUCAAAUCCGUCAUUUGUAUGAUGAAAUACUACUGUUAGAGAAAGUAAGUACACUUGAACAGCUGACCGUCGCAGAAAACGAGAACCGAUUGUUCGUGAUGAAAUGUUUUCAAGGCCCAAGAUGCUUACGAACCAGGAAAAGUGCAGACGAAACUGAUAAGAACGCCCUCUCGUGAAGGGCUGUGCAAUGUUAUGAUUGUCGCAGACUAGAUGCAACAGGCGCUAGUAUGAUUUGUGCAAAGAUUGACUUCCUGGGUCGAUCAGUCAGCAGCGAGCAGUGAGACAUCAAACACAUCAACCAGAGCUCGAUUCGGUAGCAUUUCCCAAAGAUGCAAAGAAUAUUUGUGAUCUUAUUGGCGAUCAUCGUUUUCGCGUGCGCAGCAGAGGCUCUCAUCUAUCAGUGUGAACAUUAUGACAGUUUGGGUCAAUAUAACUCACGCCACUGUACCCUGCACGGUGUGAUGGUUGUACACGAUGCGGAGGAUGUAGACUUCACCUCCGAAUAUCCACGUCCGUAUUGGUUUGAGUUCCAACAGUCGGAAAUGGAUGAAAUUCCCCGUGCACUAUUCACAGCAUUUCCCGAGAUGCAAACCAUCGACUUCCGGGAGACGGGCAUCGAGAACAUUAACAAGUUUACGUUCGAGAAGGCAAAGCAUUUGCGUCAUCUGUUUCUACCCUACAACCGGCUGAAGGUGUUAAACAACUUAAUCUUCAAAGGAUGCGAUCUGUUGGAGUGGCUCGAUCUAUCGCACAACCAUUUGCAGGAGAUAAAGGAGAAAACUUUCCACGACAUAUCUUCGCUGACACGGCUCGAUUUGAAUCACAAUCGGCUGGAGACAUUACCGGAAGAGGUGUUUGGAGAGUUACCGAACCUAGCUGAUCUAUCGCUGAACGACAAUCUGCUAACCACGCUUGGUGACCGAAUAUUUGACCACAGUCGGCUUGUUUCGUUGAAUCUUAACUUCAACCGUUUGCGAACGAUUCAUCUGGCGGACACAUUUCAAUCGUGGCAGCAAGUACGUUUGCGUGGAAACUUUCUCACAAGCUUAGUGCUGCCACACGUACCAAUCGCGUUCGAUCUAUCGCACAACAAUCUAACGACGAUUGAGUUUCCAUACGAUCUAAAUGCUGUACAGACGCUUGAUCUGUCACACAAUCUGUUCACUGACAUAAGGAACAUUUCCAAACUGAGCAAUCUGCACACGCUGGAUGUGUCGUUUAAUGCACUGCAAACAUUACCGCUGACUACCUUCUUGAAGAUGAGUCAACUUGGGAAGCUUAAUUUGGAGGCAACCAACCUAACGUCACUGGAACACGGUCUCUUCUCGCAGCAAACCAAUCUAACCUGGCUGGAUGUAUCGUUCAAUCGGUUUCAAGCACUCGACCUGACGGUACUGACGGCUGCAGCACGGCUCGAGCAUCUACACAUCGACGGUAACAAUCUGUCCAGUGUACAGUACCAUCGCUUACCGGCCAUGUUUCCCUCACUAUACUAUCUCGGUUUGUUCGCAAACGCUUGGAACUGUUCGUACCUUGUGGAUCUGGUGCACUUUUGCCGACUACAUUCGAUCAAGGUCGUACCACUAAAAUCGUACGGCACCACGCUAGAUGCGUCCAAUGUACAGGGUAUUUACUGUAAGAGUUCCCAGGAAUCAAUUCUUCCCGCGGUAGCUCCAGUCGAUCAUCCAAUCGGUACGGGCACAUCGUCGACAGAGUUUUCAACCGAUCAACUACUGCAGAUGUUGAAAGAAAUGAACCGCACAACGGAACAACUGAUGCAGGAGAUGGUACGCACGAUUCAUCAACGUCCCGGAGUUGUUAGCGGAGGUUCAGCUGUAGUGACCACUUCCUGUACCCAACUUCACGCCCACAACUAUCAGGUGUUUAUCCUGCUCAUUCUUUCCAUCAUACUGAUCAUCAAUGUAGGUUUUCUGCUGUGGGUACAACACAAUGCGAACGUGCGACGGGCCGUCGAUCGAAUGAUCGUCUUCCGCCACGAACAAGGCGCCUCCAUUCAAACAGCGCUGCAUGAAGAGCUUUAAAGCUUUCAUAUUGCUAUGUAAAGGUGUGUGUAGUUGUUAAGCUUUGAUGACUUUUAGUGAAGAACUUUCCGAUAGAAAUGUUUAAAAUACCAUUUUUUCAUAGAUAAAAAAGAAUGAAUUAUCAUGUUGGUUGUAGUAUCAUCAUGAAUGGAGAUCAGUAGCAGUAGCAUUAAAUAGGAUUUCUCGAGGAAAAAAACCAACGUUGUUCGUUAUUGAAUACAUUUUAAGCAAAACUA